Marchantia polymorpha subsp. ruderalis is the source of this 2054-nucleotide messenger RNA. NCBI's taxonomy places the organism in Eukaryota, Viridiplantae, Streptophyta, Marchantiopsida, Marchantiales, Marchantiaceae. The record is from the annotation of a GenBank genome assembly.
CCAAAAUAUCACUGCUUCGUGUUUUUCUUCUCAUUCAAGAUCUCACAUAAAAACUUGGCCGCGACUUGCGUCAAGAAGAAGAGGUGUGAAAAAAGAUUCUCCUCGGCCAGCACCGUGCACCAAAUGAGACCAGAUGCUGAGGAGAUGAGGAGAUGAAGAUUCUUGAAAGCACCCAAAAGCUACAGUAGCUAAGGGGAUGCGUGAUGGAUGCAGGUAUUUCCAAAGCUCUUCCCUCAUAAUAACUGCUCUGCACACUAAGUCAAUAUAGUAGUUGUUGAUUGGCUACCUACCCCAAGGCGCUUAGUUGGUUGAAGAAUGGCGAAUGUCAGAUGAACCCAUCAACACACUCGAGAGUGCUGAACAUUUUUCCUACAUGUGGAGACCCCCCAAGUGGCAGAUGAUUCAAAAGGUUCCACGUUACACAAGGCCUUUUGUCAGCGACGAACAGUCACAGGCUCAAUCCAGUCAAAGAAAAAAAUCGAAUGGCCAAUCUUAGCACGUUGGACUUUCAUCAGGUUUAGACCGAAACAAGACUUGUUUCAGGGAGAAUCAGACUGAUACCGCUAGAGAUGUCGGGCAUUAUCACCAGAUGCGUUAUAAAAUCAGAGAAUCAGGACGCUAAAAAGCUUGUACAUGGAGGUCUGAAGUAGAAGAAGCAUCUGGAGGAGAAUAGUUUGAUUCGGGCUUGGAGAUCAGAAACAAAUGUUUGCGUGUGAUGAUGAGGAGUGGAGGAAGUGGGCCCUGCGAUCUCUUUUUCGAGAAUAGGACAUCUCAGAAGGACCGUCCAUGAGAUGGCCAUAGACGAAGUGCAUGAAUUAUAUGUAGUACGGAUCAGAUUCCUCGUCACAAAGCGCACCAAAGUCACUGAAUUCUGCACAAAGGUUGCCAUAGUGGGCCGGCCUAACCUAAGGCCGAGGCUGAGGCCGAUUCGUGGGAUUCGUAUUCUCUCUGUCCGGACGCGAACAGAAGCGAGAGAGAAAGUCUCGACUGCGUUCGCUUGUUUCUCGUCGACGGGGCUGCCAUCUCGUUCCGGCUCGUGGCCCGAAACCUGGCAGAUUUGCAGGAAAGAGUGUGGAAGCUAAGAAAGGCGACCUCGUCGGAUGAGAGUGACGACUGCCAUGUUUGUAGUUCGAUUCAGUGCUCGACAUCGCAAGAUGGACGUAGUUGAUUAGUGAUCACGCUUCUCGCGGACAGUCUUCAGAAUGGAGUCCGACACGGAUUCUUCUUCUUCUUCUUCUGCUUCCCCCUCCUCCUCGUGCUCUCCAUCUCCUAAUCCUUUGAUUUCUUCGCUCAUGGUCGAGCUGCCCUGCAAGAAAGAGAUGGUUUUCAUCCAUGACCUGCACCGGCAUGCAUAUGGUUUUGACUACAAGGCAUGUCUAAGACAUCUCCGUUACAACCGCGGAUUCUCCCAACCCAGCAGACAUUUAUCACAAUCGAGCAGAAAUCUAGGCGGAGGACAGAAGCUGGAGAUGGGCAAAGCUUCCGGCUCCAAGUCUGGAAAGUUCUAGACCACAAAGUAAUUCUCAAGGGCCCUCCUUAGAUCUAUCGCUAUCUCUAUCUUACUACUUCUCGUGCUAGCUAGCUGGUCAACAUCUCGUGGGUUUUGUAAUCCUUUAUACUUUCUGUAUUAUUAGAAGAAGCGGCGUUGAUGAAGGACGACGUAGAUCAGAUACACUCGUGGAUAGGGAUUUGAACUAGGGACACAAGCUGUAGAGUAGAAGCAGAGUUUCAAUGCGUAGGGAACCUCAAUGUCUCAAUGAAAGCUUGAACUUCACUUGGAUUUCAUUAGAAAGCUCAAAGUGAGAGAUUUUUGCCCAGUUUACAGUCCAGUCGGCGGUGACAAUCCCCGCAGGCCUGAAAUGAAAGACGAGCGGAAGUGCCAUGAUUGUCAUAUGCUUCACUGUACACAUGGACCGAAGCCAGGCACACGCCAUGGCUUUGGACGACGAGGUCAUGGAGAGUUGUCACUGUGGGAUUGACACUGGAUCAAAGUGGGUGGAUCAAUCCUCGACGGACCGUCGAGGAGGACAACAACUGCAGGGGCUUAAGUCUGU